UAGAAGGUUCUUUUGUUCAUGUAUCCCAGCCCUCUCACAAAAUACUGUUCAGAAAUGUUCAUGGUAAAGAUAUUCCUUGUAUUUGGUCCUCAUUCUAUUCCUCGAUUAUCUGUCGUGGAAUUCAGAAUUUAUACGAGCUCAAUUCAUUUCAACAACAAACACUGAGGAUUGCCUACAAUAACUAUGCUCCAAGAUUUUUGUAUGAAAACGAGAAAGUGAAUGUUGAUACAUUUGAAGGAUUAUUCCUCAGUUCUUACAUAGAAAAAAUGAAUUUGAGAACUGAGUUUACUGAUGCUCAGUUUACCUGGGGUACCUUCAACCCAGAGACAAAUCUAUGGACUGGGGUUGUUGGACAGGUCGGGUAUGGAUUAGCAGAUGUUGGUGUUACAUAUAUUUCAUACACAUUGGAAAGGGGUCAGUUUAUUAGUUAUUCCUCUCCUGUAGGUACUGACAUCAGCAAUUGGGUUUCCAAGUUUCCUGGUGAAUCAUCUCCUUCUUUAAACAUUGUCAAGGUUUUUGAUGUGCCAAGCUGGAUAGCUAUCUGGGUUAGUACUUUGAUUGUUUCAAUUGUAUUGCUGGCGGUGGUUUCCCUUGCAACAUUACAGGGAUACAAACAGCCUGAUAGAGUAAUGGUUCUGUUGUUGCCUGUUGCAAUGCUGAAUGCUGAAGAAAUGCCGGACUGGUUUAAAAUAAAGGAUAGCAGAUUUUGGUCUGGAAGUAUUCUACUGAUAACUUGGGCUCUUUGCUCUAGUCUUAUUGGAUUCUUUUUCUCAUGCAAUCUCAGAGCUAUAAUGAUGAAACCCUCGUAUGAAAAUGCGAUUGAUACUUCAGAAAAUAUUUAUCGAGAAAAUAAGGUUAUACACGUGAUGGAUUCCUCUUGGGAGUAUGAUUUCCUGGUAAAUUCUCCGGAUCCUUGGCAAGUUAAAGCAAUGCAAAAUGCAGAACAAUAUUCCAACAGUGAGGGGGAUGAUGAAAUUUCUAUGAUAAAAAGUGUUUUGAAAAAUACAGAAAGAGUGAUAUUGAAUAGUAAGGACAAUAUCUUAUAUAUCAUGAAAGAGUUUAAAGUAUUACAAGAAGAGUUUCCUGGGCCCAUGUUCUACUUCAGUAAGGAGGAAGUAAGACCGUAUUAUACUGGUUGGGUUCUACAGAAAGGAUCGAAGUGGGAGGAAGAACUCAAUCAGCAUAUCCUUAUAAGCCACCAGGCAGGGUUUGAUGUAAAGAUCCAUAAUACUCUGAGUGGGGCGAGAAAAGUUGAUUUGUCUGUUCCUGAUCAGAAAAAGCUGAGUAUUGAACAUAUUGCUAUUGCCUACUUGAUUCUUGGGAUUGGAUAUUUCGUAUCUCUUCUAGGAUUUAUCGGUGAAGCUGGAGCAGAAAACAUUAAAAUUAAGAAAACUAAGACGUAAAAUCAUCCAUUUCAUGUAAUGUUAUAUUUUGUCAAUAAAAAAGAAAUUUA
Molecule: messenger RNA, 1453 nt
Organism: Eurytemora carolleeae
Lineage: Eukaryota; Metazoa; Arthropoda; Copepoda; Calanoida; Temoridae
Product: glutamate receptor 3
Exons: 19
Coding region: 267-1403 (378 amino acids)
Source: RefSeq, a predicted model, not a curated record